CUAGAAAGUGUUUCAAGUUUCAACUUUUGAAUUUGAUGUUUAUAUGCCAUGCAAAGUGAAAGAAAAUUUCACUUCAAAAGUGAAGACAAGGAAUUAACAGUUACUAUACUCGAGGUAAUGUGAGGAAUGAGAAUUAUAUGAGCUAAUUAUCCAUAUAAAAUUGUGAUUUCAAGGAAAAACAUCUGGGAAGAGAACUUAAUUUUAUGUCAUGUAUCUUUAGCCAGGAAAAAAGUGACAGCAUAUCACAAUUGAAGACCUACCUGCAGUAGGUGGUCAACCAGCAAUUAUAUAUCAAAGUGAGAAAAUGAUGUUAAGUUGUUAACAUUUCUGAAUUUGACUAUCAUCUGCAGUUGACUUGGUAGGCGGCCAGAAUGUGGCGACUGAAAUUUAAACAUCGCCAGAAACCUAAACCAUGAUUGAAAUAAUUUGCUCGUGGAACAAUUAAGGCAUGAAAUGGCAUUUUAGGAUGAAAAAUUCUAAUUUAGUUUUUCCAAGCAAAUUAAGAUACUCCAAAGAGACCACCCUAUCUUGCUCUUCAGUGACACUGAGAAGACAAAUGCGUCGAUAUCAAGUACCCCAAUACAUGUAAUACAGUACUGUAGAAUUAGAAGUGUGGUGAAUAAUAAUACUAAGGGCCUGUUCAUAUGGGCAGAAGUUAUCCCGGUUAGCGAGAAAACUUUUUGACAAGUUUACGAGCGAGAUCUCGCCUUGUUACGAAAAUAAUAUGAAAAGUUACAUUGCGUUCAUAUGAGACGAAAAGUUUUCCCGUGUACCGAGAUCUCGCUUGUUGACAGGCGAGAUCUCGGUGACCGGGAUAAUGUUUUCCCCAUAUGAACACAACUUUCCCGCUUAGCGGGAUAACUUUUUGUCGUGUCAGCAACUUUUCAAUUCAAUUGAUGUUCAGUGCUACGUCACAGCCGGAAACUUUUCCCGGUAAGUGGGAUAAUAUUUCUCCAUAUGAACAGAACAAAAGUAUUUGGCUAGUCGAAAAGUUCUCUCGUUAACCGGGAUAACUUUUGCCCAUAUGAACAGGCCCUAAGUAUACAACACACAUUUUCAUUACUGCAUCACAUCAUGUUGCCCUAUUGGGACUGGAUUACAUUUGGGAGACUGUAAAAUUACAGUAAUUGUGUCUCUGUUUAUAAGGUUACUCCUCAAAAUGCUGGAUAUAGCUUAUCUGAGCUUCAAGAAAUCCAAUAUUUUCUGGGGGGGCAUAUGCCCAGACCCCUCUGGAGGCUCACACCUUUGGUGAUCAACUCGCUUGUCUCAGAAUCCUAGUUACGGCCUGAUCUGCUGCCCUAUGACGUACCAUAUACUUAAUAGUUAAUUAAAUAUAUAUAUGCUGGUAGCUGCAGUGAUACAGACUAGCCAACUGGAACUUCUCCAGGUCCCCUGCUAAAUAUGUCCCCUCCAGUUACACAUCCUUAAAAGAGGCCCUGGGUAGCUUAGCUAGAGGUCAGCUUAGCUAGAGGUCAGCUUAGCUAGAGGUCAGCUUAUCUAGAGGUCAGCUUAGCUAGAGGUCAGCUUAGCUAGAGGUCAGCUUAGCUAGAGGUCAGCUUAAGUAGAGGUCAGCUUAAGUAGAGGUCAGCUUAAGUAGAGGUCAGCUUAGCUAGAGGUCAACUUAGCUAGAGGUCAGCUUAGCUAGAGGUCAGCUUAAGUAGAGGUCAGCUUAAGUAGAGGUCAGCAUAAGUAGAGGUCAGCUUAGCUAAAGGUGAUUCUAGGGUGGAGGUAAAAGUAGUAAUUCAUUAAGUUUCUUGUAAUGGCAUUUGCUAGCAAUGUGCGAUUUAACUUGUCAAUGGUAAAGUAAUAAAGUAUGUUCCUAUAAUUAUUACAAGCAACAUAAAUGUUGUACAAUAGGCCUUACCAUUUAUUCACUUUUCACCCAAUGGCCUUGUUUUUGUGUCAAAUACCUGCUCAUGUUUUGUGCUUGGUAGGGUUGAAAAUUACUUUGUUAUUGAGGCUAAGAAUAGCAAGAAACAAAUUCGUCCAGGAAAACAUGGGGAUAUAAUUUUUAUCUGCCCCUGACAUGCUAAAACAAGUUCACAUGGAAAUGAGGCCAUUGGGUAAAAGGGAAUAAAUCGGUAAGGUUUAUUAUUUUGGAAAUUAUUUACAAACAUUAAAUGUAUGUUGUUAAAACAUUUUUAAUCAACAUUGUACAGUAUUGCUUACUGUAUUUGAAUCAUCACUCACUGAAAUAAGAUUUUCAUAAAAGUCAUCCUUAAAUGCCAAAAUUUCAUCCAAUGGACGUUUUGUGUACUGUGCAAACAGUCUGUCUGGCAUAUAGAGAAUAUUCAAUAAAUGUGUAUCGUCUGUGAUUUUAUACCCAAUCUGACAUAGAUAAUAGUAUCUCCACUGAAUUCGUUCUAACGAGUACCGCAAAACAAGCGGUGACCUAAUUAAUGACUGGUUCGUUAAGCCCAUGUCUUUUUUAAUGAAGUUACUUCGCUCGCGCAUUCGUUCGACGUUCGCUGUUAAAACCAUCGGAUUGUUCGUGAAGGCUUCAAUAAUUCGUUCCCUUGUGUACCCUAAUUCGUCCAUGAAGAAUCUUACACGUUUUUCGAUCGCCUCCCAACGGUAAGUAAUUGAUCUUGGGUGUUUGGUACAGAAUUUAUGAAUCGUUUUAUCUGAAAGACCACAGUCUUUUAAAUAUUUAAUGAGGCCAUCAAAAGUAUCUUCCAAUCUUGUUAAGACGGUCAUGGGAUUAUAUCUAAAGAGAUGAGAAAUAAUUACUCUCCACUGGACGAGUGAAAUUAUCUGGCAUUAGACAGAGUAAAUUAAUAAAGUGCGGUCCAGUUAAAGGGUUAACAAGACACAUGGGCAAUCUGAUUAAUGGGUUAAUCGUUAUUGAUGUUGGCUCGUUACCUUAGAACUUUAGCAAUUUCCUCUUUGUUAAGGUUACAUUUCUCCAAGAGCCGAAUACGCUUUUCCAUCACGUCGAUGGGAUGGAACAGCAGUUUAGGAUACUGAGGUAUAAGAUGGGAUAUCAAGACAUUAGGAUCUCUACAAAAUUGUGUUGUAUAUCCUGACAAAAAAUUAACAUUCUUCUCCAUUUCUGCCACUUGACAAGUCAUAAUCGCCCUUGGACAUUUUUUAAAAACCAACCCAAUAUGCUCUUGUGUUAGCUCUAUCGAUUUAAAGUACUGUUCUCUCUCUGCGAUGUCAGAUACGGUACACACUUGGGACAAAAGCCUUGCGGAUUUUUCUGCCACCUGAAAUUUGUCGAGUAAAUAUCUCUCUGUGUCUUCAUUUCGAGGCGAUUGCUGUGAUUUUCGAGCUCCACGGAUUAGAAAUAUACUUAUGCAUUUAAUACCAAGUACAGAACUUUCCUGGAAGGUAUAUAUUCGAUUAAAACAGAACAUUUUUUUAACAAAAAAUGCCAUCUUCGAAUUUGUCAUUUAUAUGUCAAUUCGAAUUUCGAAGUCUCGAAGGAAAUUCAGUUGCGCACGCGCAUGGCGUUGUAAAGAAAUUGUGUUUCCACUAAUGCAACAUGAUCUCCUACUCAAAUUUCAAAAUAAGAUAUAGCAGCUAUAGUACUAGAUUCCAAGUACGAUACGUGUGCUAUUCUUUUACUUUUUGCGCUUACUAAAUGUCAAACUGUCAAAAAGUGAUGGAAGUCAAAUUCAGUUUGACAUUUUGAUUUUCAGCGAGAUUGGCGAGGCAAUAGAUGCAGAUAGGAAGGGUAUAGGAAUGUCUCGAACUUGAAUAGCCAUAUGUGAUAUGGCUAGCUUUAAAUAUUGUGGUAUAAAAUGUCAUCAAAACAGCUUUCAUGCCUGGGAUUUCCAUAUUAGAGUUACUAUUUGUAUAUGUUUUUAAUUCCAUUUACUUUAAGUUGACUAACCAUGAUAAAUACACUAAAAAUGUAGUUCAAAAUUUUUGAUCUCUCAACCCCGCUGAAUUUUGAACCCAAUCAUUUUUCGUCAAUUUUGAAGUCUAGUCAUCAACUCAAACACGAAAAAUAACUUUAACAAGGAAAUUCGGCCUACGCGGGAGCUGUUUUCCGACAGUUCGUACUAUUACAGUCAGCCUCGAUCAAACAAAAGAAUGAGAGUUGGCGGAAAAUGGCGGAAAUUCACUUCAGUGCUCUAAAUUUCCGACAAAACUCGCAAAUUUCCGACAUACCCCCCCUCCCCCAUUUGCACUCGAAAUGCGGCGGCCUUCAAAACGUUGAAUUUACCUAUGCAAAAUUCCUACUGUGAUCACAGGAACUUUGAUGGUGUAAUUAGUCUUUAUCCAUGGCCUAGUCCUGCAUCUCUAUAAAAGUCUGUAUCAUUUUCUAAUUAAAUUUAAACUGACUCUAAUUUCUCAUUAUUUAUGAACUUCUAAAAACUUGUCUGUGUCCUGUUACAGUUUUGCGGUACAUUGUCAUUGUAGCGGUACAGUACACAAUCAAAGUUUCUGUGAUCACAGUAGGAAUUUUAAAUGGGUACAUUCUAAGUUUUGAAGGAUUUGUAAGGACUUUUUGAGGGAAUCGAUUCAUUGUUUAACGCUGAGUCCGUUCCCUCAAACAUUUCUUACGAAUCUCCUACUGUGAUCACAUGCAGAAACUUUGAUAUACCUUACUUGUAUUAAAAUUCGCGUCGUUCUUUUUGAUUUGUUUAAUAGAACUAUCAACAAUUAACGCAUUUAUUAUAAGUAUUUUUUAUUUCUGUUCCGAAAUAUCACUUACCUAUUUUUUAUUUCUGUUCCGAAAUAUCACUUACUCGAACCGUCCUGACCGCGUAGCUCAGUUGGAAGAGCAUUGGGCUAGUAUUCCAAAGGUCGUAGGUUCGAAUCCCACCGUGGCCGGGCAUAUUUUUCAAGCUCGCCCGGUGUGGAUAUACACUCAGAGUAACACCACAAAUAUCAUAUUCACCUGAGUACACUACACCAACACAGAAAAAAAAGUACAGAAGUACUUCAAUAUUUGUUAAAACUUUGUUAAAAAUUAUGUAAUGUAAGCAAAAUUCACGAUAACAAUUAAGAAAGCGUUAGUUAAAAAUACCAACAUGGUUUGCAUUUUCUCAUUGCAGUAACAUAAUGCAAAUUAAUAGUUAAUGUUAAUCAGUUAAUAACUCAACUGAUUUGCAUCACUAACAAUGAGUGUCUCAUAUUACACAACAAAGCUUUUCGCGCGGAUUAUAUUUCGCGCAGUACUAAAAUUCGCGCACCCAGCGCUGCGCGAAUUCUAGUACUGCGCGAAUUUUAAUACAAGUAAGGUAGUGUAAACCAGGCUUUUGAUAUAUAAGCUGUUUACGUAGAACUUUGGGUCAUGUGUUUAGGUUGUUGAUCCACAAUAUGGUUUGUUUACCUGGCCAAGUGCUGUGAUCCUCGCCCAGUAUGUCUGGUACAACAGAAAUGAUUUAAAAAACAAGCACGUUAUCGAGGUACUAUGAUAGAUAUGCUAAAUUAUAGACAUGCGCAUUGUGCUUGGUAGAACAGAAUGUUAUUAAAGGUUUUUGUAGAUGAAAAUUUUGAGCAAACGAAUACAAAUAUAUAAAUACUAAAAUAAAAUUAUACAUAAAUACAGCUUUUGCUUGCAAUUUCCAUUUACAAAACCCUUGUUCUAUCAAGCCAAAUACCUGGCUGCCCUUACAAAAAAUUGCUAUCAUAGGAAUUCGUAUAGAAAGCCAAAUUUUCUAGAGGAAUUCCUGUAGGAAAAGAAAUCUAGUUUAUAGGAAUUUCUAUAGGAAAUUACAUUUCCUAAAGGAAUUCCUAUAGGUCGUAAUAGUUCGAAAUUACUACAGGAUCCGCUAAAGGGGAUUCCUAUACUUUUGUAAGGGAUAUUUUUCAAGCUUUACAUUCAAAUCUCAAUGAUGGAAAAAUGAAAUUUCGAUUACCCAGUACUCACUUUAAAUUGUCCAUUGGCAUUGUUUGAGCCUCUCUCAGCAUGUAUUUAAUGUUGAUAUAGCUUGGAUCAGGAACAGCCUUACCAGGUGUGCUUGCUGCUCUAUGUGGUGCCAAUGUUACCUUAACAGAUGGAGAGCAAUACCCUAACUGUUUGGAAAACUGCCGUAAGACUUGUGCAAUAAAUGGCUUGAAGAACAUCUGUACAACAGCUUUAACCUGGGGCUCGUUUUCAAAGAUCUUGUUAGAGCUCCCUAAAUUUGACCUCAUUUUAGGCUCAGACUGCUUCUAUGAUCCUAAAGGUAUGAUCAUAAGAUAAUUACAUAAAUUAAUGAUUUUCACCAAAAUCGCGGGGCCUAAAGUUGCAUUUCUUGCAGCUACUCCCGGUCAGGUCUAAAAUUUUAUAUAAACUUUCUUUAGUUUGAAAAUUUCAUCUAAAGUAUGCCACUUAUACCACAGGCUAUCUAUUUCGUGUAAUUGGUCGUGGAUUAAAGCCAGCAGUUCUAAGGGGGGGAGGGGGGUAUACAUUUUAGAUUUAUAAAUAGAAAUGUUAGAAAAAAAUAGGAAUGAAAUCUUUAAAGUGUGCUGUACGUGGAACGGCAGUGUGCAUAUUAUUUUUGUACUUGUAAACAACAGUUGUGGGGCACAGUUGAUUUCCCCAUGCAUCCAGACUCCUUGCAGUCGGUAAAUAACAUAGUACAACUGCUUCUAUGUAUAUAUUUUUUUUUAGAUUUCGACAAUAUUUUGGCAACUGUAGCAUUUCUACUGGAUCGUAAUCCUACAGGAGAAUUUUGGACUUCCUACCAAGAGAGAAGGUAAUUCUUCAGUAGUUUUAAAUGUUUGGCCUUGUAGGGAAAACCCUGCAAAGAUAAAACUGUUGAAAAUUGUUUAGUUAGGAAAAAGGUAAUUGGUGUCUCCUAAGAUACUGUAUCAGAACAGCCAUACUGUCGUUAAAAGAAUACAACAAGCUUUUAAAAACUUGAUCCCACUACAAUAUAACCGUUGUCCGUUCUUAUAUAAACAAACUUGUUUGUUAUUAAUUUCUUAUAUAAGUUGCUGAAGGUCUACAUUUUGAAAUACGUUCUGCAAUAAAGUUGAAAUGGGCGUUAAUCAUUCGAAUUUGUGUCAAAAUUUCGUUCAGUAUUUAACGAGGGGCAAAAUUGGACGAGUCAUACACUUAUAAUUAGUACGUACAAUGAUAUGUGCAUUGCAUGCAUGUAUAUCAAAUUGUUAUUGACUAGUACUUCAGGGGGGUAGGUUUUAAACCUUACUUACAUCCCAGGAAGACUGCAGGGGUCAGGACCGCCGCACCUCCGGCCGCUCGAAAAUUUUUCCGCCCUCCUCCAGUAUUAACCAGAGGUGGAAAAAUAUCGGAACCUAGUUCUCAGAAACUUUCGGGGGAUUUACAUUUCUGCAGAGUUUUUCACAGAAUUUUUAUGUAUGGUAGCUAAUUCUGAAAAUUAGACUGAUUGAAUAUUUAUAUUACUAAAUUAUCUAAUUAUUAACAAUUAUUGGAUGAGGUUUUUGUGAUAUGCGGAAUUAUCAAGGUCGAGGUAAGCGUGAUCAUGAGCCGAGCCACUCAGCCGAAGGCGAGGCUGAUAACGCUUAUCGAGACCUUGAUAAUUUUGCAUAUCGCAAAAACCGGUCAUAUCUCGAAUACGCAGUGAUAUCUCGAAUACGCAUGCGUACUACAUGUCGUAGUUUUAAAGCAGCGUAAUGAGCCAUGAACGGACUAUGACUUUAGCCGGUGUGUCCUGCUCACAUUAGCAACUGUGGACUGCCGUUUCGCCCUCCGCAACGGGAACGGCAACAGCUGUAGCCAAUUAUACUGCAGCCCCAAGGAAGUUUCCACCUCUGAUUUACACCAAAAUCUGGCUGUGGUGUAAGUCGAGGUCCAUUAACAUAGAUAAUGAUUAAUAUUAUACUUGGAACAACAAGCCUUAUAUUCGAUUUGUAAUUUUUUAAGUGCUGAUUGGUCAAUCGAAAUGUUGUUAAGAAAAUGGAACCUUGAAUGUCGACAUAUUUCUUUGACAUCAUUUGGAGGGGACGAUGAAAAUAUUGCAGGAAGUGAUCUAGUUAAUAAUCACUCCAUUCAAAUGUUGGUAAUUACUCGCCUCGGAAACUGAAUCCUAAUGACUUUGAUUGGAAACAGAAAUUUGGUGAUCUUAGCAGCGAAGGCAUAAUGCCAAUUUGUGCUGGAUAACUAAAGAAAGUUGGUAAAACAUAUUAUGACGUUAUUUGUUUCCAUAGCUAGAUUUGAGGGGAGCACCUCCCCAAACAUCUUAAUUUUUGCACCUCCCCUGAGAAUCCAUGCACGGAAUGAUUAAGUGUAAUGGUCUACA
Paramuricea clavata is the source of this 8165-nucleotide messenger RNA. The record is from the annotation of a GenBank genome assembly. NCBI's taxonomy places the organism in Eukaryota, Metazoa, Cnidaria, Anthozoa, Malacalcyonacea, Plexauridae.